Belonocnema kinseyi is the source of this 1450-nucleotide messenger RNA. Its product is annotated as zinc finger protein 726-like. Gene Ontology annotation, molecular function: RNA polymerase II cis-regulatory region sequence-specific DNA binding; DNA-binding transcription activator activity, RNA polymerase II-specific. The transcript has 3 exons. The coding region runs from base 5 to 1288 and encodes 427 amino acids. Gene Ontology annotation, cellular component: nucleus. The record is from RefSeq and is a predicted model, not a curated record. Gene Ontology annotation, biological process: regulation of transcription by RNA polymerase II. NCBI's taxonomy places the organism in Eukaryota, Metazoa, Arthropoda, Insecta, Hymenoptera, Cynipidae.
CGUUAUGGGAAAAUCAAAAUUAAAGAUUGUGAUAUCACAAAGUGACUAUGACAGUAAUGUAAUUGCUAAAAGUCAGUAUUUAAUUCACCUUUUUGUGAUACUUCUAGGGACGUCAAACAGUGAAUGGACAAAAUCAAGAAUCGAAUCAACAGGAGUAUAUGAACCAUAUCUUGCAGAAAGCCAAAAGGAAUACUGCAACGUAGUGCCCACAAAUACUGAAAAGAAUUUUUCUUGUUCAAUUCAAUAUAGCAAUGAUGAAAGUCUGGAAAUCAAGGAAGAAAUUAUUAAAGGGAAAUCAAACAGUGAUUGGACAAAAACAAGAAUACCAUCAGCAGAAGAAUAUAAAGAAUUUUUGUCAGAAAAUCAGAGGGAACUCCACAAUCUGCCUUCUAGAAAUAAGGGACAUGAUUUUACUGGUGAACAUGAAUCUAGCAAUGACAAAACUUUGAAUAUUAAGGAAGAAUUUACCGAAAUUGAACAUAGCAAUGAAGACAUUUUGGAAAUCAAGGAAGAAGUAAUCGAAGAUCAAGAGAUUACAGGUCAGAAACAGCAUAAAGAAUAUGGGUCAAAAUGGUGUACCCUAUAUAUAAAGGAAAAUGCUCAUUUAUCUGUUAGCAACAAACUGCCGUCUCAUAAGGAGCAUACAAUUCAGGAAUCAGAACAAGAACCGAAAAAGAAAUACAAGUGCGAAAAGUGUGCACUCAGCUAUACAUUAAAAUCAAAUCUGUACCGACAUAAAAAAUUCGAAUGCGACGUCAUACCACAGUUCAGAUGUAAAUUCUGCGACAAACGAUUUAAACAGAAAUGUCACAUGACUACCCAUGUAGAUCAGGUGCAUCAGAAAACACAUGUUGACCAGGUGCAUCAGAAGACAAGCCCAAAGAAAUCGGUAUUGAGUUAUAAAUGCGAUAUAUGUUUUCGAAGUUACUCUUGGUUAGUUUCAUUAAAUCGUCAUAAACGUUCAGAACAUGCAGCAGUGAAACCACAAUUUAUUUGCGAUUUGUGUGGAUAUAAAUCGAAUAGGAAAAGUAACUUGGUAAAACACAUGACUUCACGUCACUCACAGAUGUUGAAAUCAAGGUAUAAAUGUGACAAAUGUUCGCGAAGUUACACUUGGUUAAGUGCUUUAAAUCGACAUAAACGUACAAAACACUCGGCAGUAAAACCACAAUUUAUUUGCGACUAUUGUGGCCAUAAAACGCAUAAAACAACUGAUUUGUCAAACCAUAUUAUUUUACACCAUCUCAAAAAAAUUGGGCAAUCAAUUAGAAAUAAUUUAUCGUGUUAAGAAGGGCGAAAAAUUAACUAUUCCGUGAGUGUUACAAACUGGAAACAAGUUGUAGCUUCUCGCACGUAUCGCUAUAUAUUACACACUUACGCACUUAUAUACAAAGAUCUACGAUCGAAAUUUUGUAAAGAAUUAAAAAUAAAUUGCUUGCAGCUCUGCUAA